Molecule: messenger RNA, 2214 nt
Organism: Coprinopsis cinerea okayama7#130
Lineage: Eukaryota; Fungi; Basidiomycota; Agaricomycetes; Agaricales; Psathyrellaceae
Product: prolyl oligopeptidase
Exons: 19
Coding region: 1-2214 (737 amino acids)
Biological process (GO): proteolysis
Cellular component (GO): cytosol
Molecular function (GO): serine-type endopeptidase activity; oligopeptidase activity
Source: RefSeq, a predicted model, not a curated record
AUGGCGGCCAAAGCUUGGACGCCCAACACGUAUCCUCCAGCGCGACGGAGCGAUCAUGUCGACACAUACAAGAGCGCCUCCAAGGGCGAGGUCAAGGUCCCAGAUCCCUAUCGGUGGAUGGAGGAAUACACAGAAGAAACAGACAAAUGGACUACAGCGCAGGAAGCCUAUACUCGGGCCUAUAUCGACGAAUAUCCCCACCGUAAGCGCUUAGAGGAUGCCUUUUUGGCCAGCCAGGACUAUGCAAGGGCGGGUGCUCCUAUCCUUCGAGACGACAAACGGUGGUACUGGUUCCACAACACAGGCCUCCAACCGCAGGAUGUCAUGUUCAGAUCCAAGGAUAGCCAGCUACCUGACCGGUCAAAGGGGGCUGAUAACGGAGAAGUCUUCUUGGAUCAAAAUCUGCUCUCAGACGACGGAACUGCUUCUAUUAGCACCCACGCAUUCUCCGAUUCCGGUGAAUACUACGCUUACGGUAUCUCCUACUCUGGAAGUGACUUUACGACGGUCUAUGUCAGGCGAACGGACUCCCCCCUUGCUAGCAAGGAGCAGGCAGCAAAUGAUAACGGACGACUCCCGGAGGUCCUCAAGUUUGUCAAGUUCUCCUCUUUGAAAUGGACGCCGGACUCGAAGGGAUUUUUCUACCAGAGAAUGCCAGACCGCAGCAAAGGCGAGAAGGUCAACGGAUCUGGUAUCGAGACUGGAGGAGACAGAGAUGCUAUGCUCUACUACCACCGCGUCAAUACACCCCAAUCGGAAGAUGUCUUGGUCUACCAUAAUAAGGAUGAACCGGAGUGGAUGUACGGUAUUGAGAUCACCGAUGACGACAAAUACGCUGUCCUUACCGUCGUGGCCGACACUUCGAGGAAAAACCUCUUCUGGAUCGCGGAGCUCAAAGAGGAUUCCAUCGAAAAGGGAUUCAAAUGGAACAAGGUCGUCAACGAAUACGAGGCAGAAUACGAAUAUGUCACGAACUACGGUCCCGUGUUCGUCGUCCGAACUAAUGACAAGGCUCCCAAGUACAAGGCUAUCACGAUCGACAUUUCGAAGGGCAACGAAAGGAAAGACUUCGUUCCCGAAACCGACGGCUUCUUGAACAGCAUCGAUGCCGUCAACAAGGGCGAAAACUUUGUCGUUUCUUACAAGCGCAACGUCAAAGACGAGGCAUACGUAUACUCGAAAGAGGGCAAGGAGCUCGAGCGACUCCUUCCAGACUUCAUUGGUGCUUUGACGAUCACUGCCCGCUAUCGCGACAGCUGGUUCUUCAUCAACGCUGUUGGUUUCACUACACCCGGUACUCUUGGACGUUAUGACUUCACAGCGCCUGAAGGGCAGCGAUGGAGUAUCUACAGCCAGACCAAGGUCAAGGGUCUCAAUCCCGAGGAGUUCUCGGCUGAACAGGUCUGGUACGAGAGCAAGGAUGGAACCAAGAUUCCCAUGUUUAUCGUUCGCCACAAAUCCACUCCUAUUGAUGGCACUGCUCCUGCAAUUCAAUACGGAUACGGCGGCUUCAGCAUCUCCAUCAACCCAUCUUUCAGCCCCACUAUUCUCACCUUCCUGAAGACCUACGGCGGUGUCUAUGCGAUCGCUAAUAUCCGAGGAGGAGGAGAGUUUGGAGAGGAAUGGCAUGAAGGCGGGUACAGAGACAAAAAGCACAACUGCUUCGACGACUUUAUUGCUGCAACCGAGUACCUCCACAAGAAUAAAAUCGCCGCUCCAGGCAAGGUCACGAUCAACGGUGGUUCUAACGGAGGCCUCUUGGUGUCCGCCUGUGUGAACAGAGCUCCUGAAGGGACCUUUGGAGCCGCGGUCGCAGAAGUCGGAGUACACGAUCUGCUUCGGUUCCACAAAUUCACCAUCGGGCGGGCUUGGAUCAGUGACUACGGAGACCCAGAUGACCCCAAGGACUUUGACUUUAUCCACCCCAUAUCCCCAUUGCACAACGUCUCCCCCACCAAGAUACUGCCGCCGUUCAUGCUGAUCACUGCUGACCACGAUGACCGCGUGGUUCCGAGCCACUCUUUUAAGCUAGCUGCUACGCUGCAGCAUCUCCGUGCUGACAACCCGAACCCGAUCCUCCUCCGUGUCGACAAGAAGGCAGGGCAUGGAGCUGGUAAAUCUACUACCAAGAGGAUGCAAGAAGCUGCGGACAAGUGGGGCUUCGUCGCGAAGACGCUUGGACUGGAGUGGAAGGACACGGCUACCAAACUGUGA